CUUCCAAUCCAAACACACAUCAACCUGCUGAUAAUCAUCGCGGCGCCAGUAUUCGUCACGCAUCUCGUUUUUUCUCUUUUUUCUUUUUUGUCUCCUUUUGCAGCGCGAAGCAGAGCAUCUGAUCGACUCAUCAAUCCAUUACAUGCCAUUCCAAGAAGAGGCGAAGGCGAGGUCGUCUCCUCCCCCCUCCACCUGCGCUCUCCAAACCAACCCUACCCUCUCUCUCUCCACGACGCGAUGCGCGCGGGCGACGCGCCGGGGCGGCCUCGCCGGCGCCCGGAUCUCACCCUCCCGAUGCCGCAGCGGGACGCGCCCACGUCGCUCGCCGUGCCGCUCCCGCUCCCGCCGCCUGCGUCCGCGCCCGCGCCCGGGGCGCUGCAGCAGCACCAGACGCCGGCGGGCGCUGCACCGGCGGCGCAGCCGCCGCUGGCGGAGCUGGAGCGGGUGCGGAGGGUGGGGAGCGGGGCCGGGGGGACGGUGUGGAUGGUGCGGCACAGGGGCACGGGGAAGGAGUACGCGCUCAAGGUGCUGUACGGGAACCACGACGACGCGGUGCGGCGGCAGAUCGCGCGGGAGAUCGCCAUCCUCCGCACGGCGGAGCACCCGGCGGUGGUGCGGUGCCACGGCAUGUACGAGCGGGGCGGGGAGCUGCAGAUCCUGCUCGAGUACAUGGACGGCGGGUCGCUCGACGGCCGCCGCAUCGCGGACGAACGGUUCCUCGCCGACGUCGCGCGCCAGGUGCUCUCCGGCAUCGCCUACCUCCACCGCCGCCACAUCGUCCACCGCGACAUCAAGCCGUCCAACCUCCUCAUUGACUCCGCGCGCCGCGUCAAGAUCGCCGACUUCGGCGUCGGUCGAAUCCUCAACCAGACCAUGGACCCCUGCAACUCCUCCGUCGGCACCAUCGCCUACAUGAGCCCCGAGCGCAUCAACACCGACCUCAACGACGGCGCCUACGACGGCUACGCCGGCGACAUAUGGAGCUUCGGCCUCAGCAUCCUCGAAUUCUACAUGGGCAGGUUCCCCUUCGGCGAGAAUCUUGGCAAGCAGGGUGACUGGGCCGCGCUCAUGGUCGCCAUCUGCUACUCCGAUCCCCCGGAGCCGCCCGCCGCCGUUUCGCCGGAGUUCAGGAGCUUCGUCGGCUGCUGCCUGCAGAAGAACCCGGCAAAGCGGCCGUCCGCCGCGCAGCUGAUGCAGCACCCGUUCGUCGCCGGACCGCAGCCGCAGCCGCUCGCCGCCCCUCCCUCAUGACUGCGACGAAUCUCGAAUUGUUCUUUCAAAUCUUGUCAAUCCUCUGGGAAUCUCACAAAGCAAUUAAUUCCCAGCCAUUUCGAGCUCCCCAUUCCAUCCACCACCAUCGUCUUCAUCUAUUGCUGCUGAUGAUUCUGCUUGCUGCUGCCCCCAACUCAAAGGUUUCUCUCCACUCAUGUUCUUUGAUGUUGUUUUAUCCUCAGUGAUCAUCAAAUAUUGGGUAAAUCUGGUGUGUAGAAAGGAUUUUUUUUUUAAGUACA
This is a messenger RNA of Oryza brachyantha (malo sina), 1511 nucleotides long. Its product is annotated as mitogen-activated protein kinase kinase 5-like. NCBI's taxonomy places the organism in Eukaryota, Viridiplantae, Streptophyta, Magnoliopsida, Poales, Poaceae. Gene Ontology annotation, cellular component: cytoplasm. Gene Ontology annotation, biological process: protein phosphorylation. Gene Ontology annotation, molecular function: ATP binding; protein serine/threonine kinase activity. The coding region runs from base 238 to 1251 and encodes 337 amino acids. The record is from RefSeq and is a predicted model, not a curated record. The transcript has a single exon.